Molecule: messenger RNA, 615 nt
Organism: Suillus subaureus
Lineage: Eukaryota; Fungi; Basidiomycota; Agaricomycetes; Boletales; Suillaceae
Exons: 4
Coding region: 1-615 (204 amino acids)
Source: RefSeq, a predicted model, not a curated record
AUGUAUGUCACACGCUUGAAUACUCACCAUCGCAUCAACCAUCACCAUUCGAUAUCAGUGUAUUUCAUGGCUAUAAGCAACAACACAAGUGGAAAGCCUCCAGGGCCUAUGACACCAACAUCUGGUCACUGGGAAUGGGGGAAUGGGCCAAAGCCAAGGCCAGGAAGCCAAAAAGGAGCGCGAAGUGCUCCAUUUGCUUCCUGUGCCGAAGGCACAAUGGGUGUGAAGCUAGUAAUAGAUGUAGCAGAUGAUACUGCAAUGCCGUUUUCCUCCAUCCUUGAGGAUCUUAUCAUUGCAGAAUAUGGGUCAUUGAUGGAUGGAAUGGAUCCCGACAAUGCAGGCAAUCCACAUGCCUUGGCAGCCCAUAUGCGCAUGUGCCAGCGCAUGGACAUCUGCGCUAAGGGCCUCCACAACAUUCUUGCAGAGUCAUUCAGCUUGCUUGCCACACCAACGAUGCCAAUGGAUGGGCUACCCCUGCAUGAAGACACCAGGAGCAAGCUACAUGAGGAUGCUAUAUUAAGCCAGGAGAGGCAGAGAUGCACUGCAUUAGCACAAGCAAUCUACAGUGCAAAGUCAGACUUGCAGAUGGUCUGGAGGAUUGUGGAGCUGGCAUGA